Messenger RNA from Carassius carassius (crucian carp), 2439 nucleotides. Its product is annotated as 5'-nucleotidase domain-containing protein 3-like. The transcript is spliced from 14 exons. The coding region runs from base 165 to 1901 and encodes 578 amino acids. The record is from RefSeq and is a predicted model, not a curated record. Gene Ontology annotation, molecular function: 5'-nucleotidase activity. NCBI's taxonomy places the organism in Eukaryota, Metazoa, Chordata, Actinopteri, Cypriniformes, Cyprinidae.
UUCUCUGGGUUUUAAUGUCUUGAUUUUUUAUAGUUGUUAUUUUUGUUACUCUGGACUUUUAUUAUGAAAAUCCCUGUCAACGUGCAAACGGAAGUAAGCAUGUGUAUAAUAUUUGAACGCACUCGUCUGUCAAAUGGAAGGCAGCAGCUCUAGUGCGAGUGAAUAUGUCGACCUUGUCCUUGCUGCUUUCAAACCUGCUUAGAAAUAAGGAGAGUUUUAAGAGACUGAUCGCGCACUUUAAGUAUUUGCACACUAGAAGCGGAAUAUGGACGAUCAACACAAGCACUCCGUGGAUCUCGAGCUCCCGGGGACCGAAAUCUGCUCUCGUGUCCCGGAGACGGGUUCCUGCGGGGCAGUUGACAGCAGGGAACAUGUGCUCCAGCUCCAGUGAGGAUAAAACCAGCUGGCUCUGGUCUGUCUACAAUGAAACCAAACAGCAAACGCAAGAUUUAAUUCCUGUCAUAUCAAGCAACUUUGUGAACCCAGACACCAUCUUUGCUAAUAAUCAGAUGAGUCUGCAGGACAUUGAGAUCUAUGGCUUUGACUAUGAUUACACACUUGCAUUCUACUCCAGCCACCUUCACACACUCAUAUUCAACAUCGCCCGAGACAUCCUCAUCGAUGAGCACAGGUAUCCAGAAGGACUGAAGGCAUAUGAUUAUAUGCCGAAUUUUGUGAUUCGUGGUCUGCACUAUGAUGUACAGAAGGCCUUACUGAUGAAGAUUGAUGCCUUUCAUUAUAUCCAGCUGGGUACGGUGUACAGGGGUCUUAAUCCUGUGCCAGAAAAGGAGGUCAUUGCGAUGUACGAGGGCUCCCAUGUACCCCUCGAGAUCAUGAGUGACUUCUAUGGCAAGAGCUCUCAUGGUCACACCAUGAAGCAGUUCAUGGAUAUCUUCUCCCUGCCAGAAAUGACGCUGCUAUCAUGCGUUAAUGACUACUUCAUGAAGCACAACAUCGACUAUGAGCCUGUUCAUCUUUAUAAAGACGUCAAGGAGGCCAUAGGAGAUGUCCAUGUCAGAGGGAUUAUGUACCGAGCGGUAGAGGCUGAUAUCGAGAAGUACAUCUGUUACGGUGAACAGACGCAUGCUGUUUUACGGAAGCUGUCUAAGAACGGGAAGAAGAUGUUUUUGAUUACAAACAGUCCUUUUGAUUUUGUAGAUCGAGGGAUGAACUACAUAGUUGGUAAAGACUGGCGGGACCUGUUUGAUGUUGUGAUAGUGCAGGCCGACAAGCCAGGCUUUUUCAAUGACAGGAGGAAACCAUUCAGACGAGUUACUGAUAAAGGCGUGUUGCUAUGGGACAGAAUCCACCACCUUGAGAAAGGACAGAUCUAUAAACAGGGAAACCUGUAUGAGUUUUUGCGGCUUACGGGCUGGAGGGGCUCAAAGGUUUUGUACUUUGGAGAUCACAUUUACAGCGAUCUUGCCGAUUUGACCCUGAAACACGGUUGGAGAACAGGAGCUAUCAUUCCUGAGCUGCGUAAAGAGAUCAAAAUCAUGAAUACUGAGGAGUAUGUCCACACCCUGACCUUGCAGCAGGCCCUGACCGCACUGCUGGAACAAAUGCAGGUGCACCAGGACCCUGCAUCACAAACAGUCAUUCAGCAGUGGAUCAAUGAAAGGGAGGAGAUGAGGUUACGGACCAAAGACAUCUUCAACACCCAGUUCGGGAGUCUUUUCCGCACAUACCACAACCCGACCUACUUCUCGCGCCGUCUUUCCCGCUUCGCCGACAUCUACAUGGCAUCCCUCAGCUGUCUGCUGAACUACGACCUCCAGCACACCUUCUACCCCAGACGCACACCCCUGCAGCACGAGUCUCCCAUCUGGCCCGAGCAGACCAGCACCAGAGCCAUGAACAUCCCCUUCCAGAGCCACAGGACAACCACAGGAUCCGAAUAGAGAGACUGUACAAGACGCAUGCUGUACCACAGAGCAGCUGCAGUUACAUGUUACAUCACUUUAAUCAGAUUCACUCUAGUUUAAAGACACGUUUGGGUGAGUCACUUCAUAUAACUUAGAUCUGCGUAGAUCUGUGCUGUGGUACAUGCAAUCUGUGGAUACCUUCUUUUUUAUACCGUGUAAAACACUACAUGGACAAGAGAGUAGUUAAGAAACUUUAUGGUGUUUUAAUGUGCCUCGCAGUGUAAGGAAGAUUUUAUUUUUGUAGUUUGUAGCCUUUCUUUCCUCAUUGGCCUUCAUAAAACUCUCCAUUAUGCUUAUUGAUAGACUAAGGGAGAGAAAGUGAAUGUACAUACGGAAGGGUUAAAAAUCAAGCUGAUUUUGAGCUAAAGCUGGUUGCAGACAGAUUUUUUUGAAUCAAAAAGGAAACUCUCAGGAAGGCAGAUGGACACUAUAUUCAUUUUGAAAUGAUCAUAAAAACAGUUUCAAUGUUUAAUGUUUUAAAAAGCCUUUCAUACUGUGUUUAGCAAUAUUUGAU